Messenger RNA from Haliotis rubra (blacklip abalone), 414 nucleotides. Its product is annotated as sperm mitochondrial-associated cysteine-rich protein-like. The record is from RefSeq and is a predicted model, not a curated record. NCBI's taxonomy places the organism in Eukaryota, Metazoa, Mollusca, Gastropoda, Lepetellida, Haliotidae. The transcript has a single exon. Bases 1 to 414 code for a protein of 137 amino acids.
AUGCUGCCCCUGCUGCCUCUGCUGCCUCUGCUACUGCCUCCGCUGCUGCCCAUGCUGCCUCAUGCUGCUGCCCUGCCUGCCCACUGCCCCCCCCUGCUACUGCCCAUGCUACUGCCCUGCUACUGCCCCCUGCUACUGCCCCCUGCUACUGCCCCUGCUACUGCCCUACUGCCCCUGCCCUGCUGCCCUGCUCCUAAUGCCCCUGCUACUGCCCUGCUACUGCCCCUGCUACUGCCCCUGCUGCUACUGCCCCUGCUACUGCCCCCCCCCUGCUACUGCCCCUGCUACUGCCCCUGCUACUGCCCCUGCUACUGCCCCUGCUACUGCCCCUGCUACUGCCCCUGCUACUGCCCCUCCUACUGCCCCUGCUACUGCCUCUGCUACUGCCCCUGCUACUGCCACAACUGCUGCUAA